This is a messenger RNA of Lepisosteus oculatus (spotted gar), 6810 nucleotides long. The record is from RefSeq and is a predicted model, not a curated record. NCBI's taxonomy places the organism in Eukaryota, Metazoa, Chordata, Actinopteri, Semionotiformes, Lepisosteidae.
GAACACCAGCGAAUACCUUGAACGGAGGCCGAUCAGCCAAAAGGAGCAGAAGGUUAUUCCGAUAACCGCGCCGGCUCUCACUGCCGCAGAGACUGGCCCAGCAGGGGGGAAAGGGAGAGCUUCACCAGAUUAAAACGAGAUAAUUGAUCCAGCGCACAAUGGAGCGGACAGAAACAUAGCAACAGCCUUGCAGUGACCUCUGUGUCCAGCGCAGGGUCGCAGCGAGGCAGAGCGCAACCCCGCAGACAAUACGAGCGAGUCAAAUACACCCUGGGCAGCACGCUGGCGCUGUGACGGGCCGAGAUCGAGAGCACCAACCGCUGCAGAAUAACAAGAGGUACAACUAUGCUGUUUUGGGGGCAGCCCUCUGUACUGCAGAAGGAUCCAGACUGACCCAUAAGAAACUGGACAGUGAAGAUAACGCAGAGGCUCUUGUACAAUACAACUACGACACACAGCUGGCAUGGCUCCGUCACAUCGACGGGCUGCGGCAGAACGCUACAAAAUGUGUUCACAACUUUCUUAGCAAUACAAUACUGUAGAUAUGCUCAUACAACUAACCAAACUAAGGUUUCAUAGAAUCCUUAGUCUGCGAUUUGUAUGUAAAUGGCCAGACUCAAACCUGUUACAAUGCUCUGCUGUCAUCCUGUGGAUCUCUUCUUACGUAGGACAGAGGGGCUUUCAGAUAAGUGAAUAUGAUGAAACGUUAUGCCUAUAAGUGCUGUGCAUCAGUCAGAUACUCCUGCAAUUUGCGAGUUCAGAUUGCUUCUUUCAGAUCAGACCUCACAAGGAAAUCGCCUUACCAGCCUUGACCAUGCUCAGCCCAGUGGGCACAGCAUUCACAACACUAUGUAAUUAUAAUUAAGGCUUUAUACAUCUUUCAAGGACCAUUUUUCAACAGCUGUAACAAAGCACUAAAAAUUGGCCUUACCUGUCAAGAGAAUUAGCUUGUCAAUUUCCCACAACUACCCCAAAACCCCUUUUGAAAACAGCAACAGACAUUUUGCUCCUUGUUUCACUUGCCAACUUCUUGCCUAGAUGAGAAAUUGGUCUAACCUGGCCCUCGGUUUCUCAAGCUGGAGUGGAUCUGUCCACAGGGUACACUCACAGUGCACAGGUUGGAAAUACCAAUUAACCUAGACAACGCCUGAAUGUGGGGAAGAAACCAGAACAGUCUUAGGAAACCCAGGAGAACAUGCAAACCCCACCAGGGAGAAAGGUAUCCCAUGCCAGAAAUAAACCCAGUAUAGGCCACUCCUAUUUAUAUGGUGGCAUAUAGCCUAUGAGCAGUCCAAUUCAGUAAACACAGCCCAUCAACCAAUUCAUAACUCGCAUUGCAGAAAGUUUUGCAAUCUCCCCUUCAAAGGGAGAGUGUAGCUCAGGGGUGGCCAGUCCAGUCCGGUCCCAGAGGGCAGCAGCUGUCUGCCCAGUUUCCAGGUCUCCUCCAAGCAGCAACACACAAAGAGCUGGGAGCAGCUGAUAAACUGGAUCCACUAAACCAGUAAAGAGCUGAUUUAGGUUGUUAAUUGAUGAGUUGGAAUGAAAACCCGAACUGGCCUCACAGGACCAGGAUUGACAACUACUGUCUGUCUUUUUUCCCAGUACUGUUGUGUGCAGUGAUCUUUUCAUGUUUCAGUCAGAAAGAAGGGAAGCCUAUUUGAAAAACCCAGCUCCCUCGUGCCACAAAAUGAAUGACACACUUUUAAUCUAAUUAAAGAGACCAAGUCCGUGUCAAACCUCUCCUGCAGUAUAUGCAACAGGAAAAUAAAAGGACCUAGUUUACAAGGGAAAAGUCCGAGAAAGCCCGGUCCCUAACAUCACAGUAAUUAAGGCUCUUUCUCAUGUCCGGACUCCUGACUCGUCUCAAGUGACCGAUAAGAUCAAACCAGUCUCCCUACCAUGCUAACCUAGUUUUCCACGGGGCUCUUCACUGAGAAACGUCCUUUAUUCAAACUGCAAGCUGUUUUGAAAAGCGUAGAGCUUUUUUAUUUUGCUCCACAUUCGACCUUUACUAUCAGACAGGAACUUUUUAAUUCUUUUUCUCCACUCGCACGGUCGCUGAAAGAAUCACAUGCGAGAUGUCCAACUUCACCAUGGCCACUAUUUCCAGAUUUCGCAGGCUCACUGGACGAUUACAGAACCGAAUCACCAUACAGGUGUUGAUUUGGAAGCAGGUAUUUUCCAGUUUAUUGAUAGAGCGGAUAUCCGUUUUAAGUAGCCCCAAAAUACGUUUCCCCAUAUCAAAGUCUUCAAGGUACUGCGGAGGCGACGUAAUAGCCCCCGCGCUUACGUCGUCUUAGAGACGCAACUUUAAAAAAAUCCCACACUUGUGUACGUCGUUUUCCACUUCGUGACGUCAGUUUAGAGUAAAAAAACGCGUGUAUCUGGCGUUUUGCUUGGCCGGUAAUGAAAAUAAGCGAUGACGAUUUCUAUCAGUUUUUAAACCGCGAUAAUACAAAUAAUCACGACCAACUCAUCCAUGUGUCCAGGAGCCAACGUCUUUGGAAUCAGCAGCAAAGCACCAACCUGGGCACAAGUGGAAACUAUGGGGAAGUGGAGUGGAAACUGGGAAAAGGAAGACCUACCUUCCACAAAGGACUUCACUGCCAGUCCAUUUACCCAACUGCUUGUCAUCCGCUCACCUCUAAACCCAGCGAGGACCAUGGAGGACUCGGAGCACCAUGCAAAUCCUACGCCCACACCAGGAACUUCUGCAGAUCAGGAACUCCCGGAGAAGCCCGACUGUGCUUCGACUCCCCUGCCAGAGGAGCUGGACGCCCAGGACACAAUGAGACAGUUCUUGUUCCAGCGGGUCUUGAAGGCAGGAAGGGCUCUCUAUGCUGCCUUAAUCGAACGCAGCCCAGGGCUGAUCAGGGACAGGAAGUACCACCUCAAGACUUACAGACGAUGCUGUACUGGGAAGGAGCUGGUGGACUGGUUGAUGAAAGUAAAUGGCAGCAUCCAAUCGCGGAGCCAGGCAGUGGGCAUGUGGCAAGUCUUAGUGGACGAAGGGAUUCUUGUUCAUGCAAAGCAGGAGCUGAACUUCCAAGACAAAGACGCCCAGUUCUACCACUUUUUGGAGGCCGAGUUCGGGGCGGACCACACGGCCACCGAGAAGGACUCGGAGGACGAGCUUCAGGAGGCGAUGGCGUUGUUGGCUCAGAUGGGUCCCGAUGCCCUUCUGACCAUGAUCUUGCGCAAACCGCCGAGCCAGAGGGGUCCAGAGGACCUGGAGGUGAUCUUCGAGGAGCUGCUGCACAUCAAGGCCGUAGCCCAUCUCUCCAGCUCGGUCCGGAGGGAACUGGCUGCUGUGCUGGUGUUUGAAUCCCACGCCAAGGCAGGAACGCUCUUGUUCAGCCAAGGAGACAAAGGGACAUCCUGGUACAUCAUCUGGAAGGGCUCUGUCAACGUGAUCACGCACGGGAAGGGCUUGGUCACCACGCUUCACGAGGGGGAUGACUUUGGACAGCUGGCCCUUCUGAAUGAUGCCCCCCGUGCGGCUACUAUCAUCCUGCGCGAGGACAACUGCCACUUCCUGCGCGUAGACAAGCAGGACUUCAUCCACAUCCUCAAGGAUGUGGAGGCCAACACUGUGCGGCUGGAGGAGCAUGGGAAGGUGGUGCUGGUGCUGGAGAAGAGCAGUCAAAGCGAGCAGUCCAGUCAGGGAGGCUCAGCCAACAGCAACAAGUACACGGUGAUGUCUGGGACCCCGGAGAAAAUCCUGGAACACCUGCUUGAAACAGUGCGGCUGGACUCGAACCCCAGCGAACUCCCAGAUUCCUGUGUGACCGACUUCCUCCUAACCCACUGUGUCUUCAUGCCCUCAUCACAGCUCUGCCCAGUGCUGCUGCACUACUACCACACCGAGCCCUCAGAAGGCUCCGAGCUGGAGAAGGCGGCGUACUCCCUCAACAAGAAGCAGAAGAUCAUCCGCCUGCUGUACCAGUGGGUGGGGCUGUACGGGAAGCUGCUCAAAGAGGACCCCACAGCUGUGGAGUUUCUGGAGAGCCUGAAGGGGGCAGUGGUGAGGGACUCCCGUCUGACCGUCAUGCUGAAGGAGCAGCAGCUCCCUGACCGGAGGAAGACCCGAGCGCUGGAGAACGGCUACAGCGCAGCGUCUCAGAGCAAGGCUAACGAGUUCGACUGGUUUUCUGGUCAGGAGGAAUGUGUGAGGAAGUGCCGGCCAAUCAGAUCGCAGGAUAAAGUGCUGUAUGAGAUCUUCCGCCCCGAUCGCACCCCCGUCUCCCUGAUGCUCCCGGUUGACACCUCCGUGCAGGAUGUGAUAUCAGCGCUUGUCAACCCAGGAGGGAACCAUGUCUUGGUCAAAAUUAACUCCUCUGGAGAGAGGGCCCAGCUCAAACUGGACACCACGGCUGUCUUCACAUCCCUGGGGGUGAACGAGAGGCUCUUCCUCUGCACUGCCAACCAAGUGGAUCAGCUGAUUCCUCUGAAGGAGCAGCAGGGGCCUGACCAAGGCACCCUGGACUCCCUGGAGCAGAUGAGCUCUAAGGACAUAGCCUGCCAGCUCAGCGACUACGACUGGGAGCUCUUUGGCGCCAUGCACGAGGUGGAGCUGGUUUAUUACAUAUUUGGGCGUCACAAGUUCCGUGGAGCCACCACUGCCAACCUGGAGCGCUUUGUGCGCCGGUUCAAUGAAGUCCAGCACUGGGUGGCCACUGAGCUGUGCUUGUGCCCUGACCUCGGCAAGCGGGCGCUGCUACUGAAGAAAUUCAUCAAGGUGGCCACCGUGUUGAAGGAGCAGAAAAACCUGAACUCCUUCUUCGCUGUGAUGUUCGGCCUGAGCAACAGCGCUGUGCAGCGUCUCUCCAGGACCUGGGAGAGACUGCCAAGCAAGACGAGAAGAAUCUAUUGUGCUUACGAGAGGUUAAUGGACCCCUCUCGCAACCACAGGGCCUACAGACUGGCUGUCGCCAAGCUCAGCUCUCCUUACAUUCCAUUCAUGCCGCUGUUACUAAAAGAUAUGACAUUUAUUCAUGAAGGCAACAAGAACCAUAUCGAAGGUCUGGUGAACUUUGAGAAAAUGCGCAUGAUUGCCAAGACAGUGAAGAUUGUUCGGGAAUGCAGGAGCCAGCCUUACGUUCCAGCCUCUCCUCAAAAGGGCCUGACUGACCGGGUUUUCUUGGAAACAACAGCAGUUCGAGUGUCUACCUGUUCGGAGCAGUCUGUGACUCUCCGCAGCCCUGCACUUGUCCGCCUGUACAUCCAGAAUCUGAGAGUGAUUGACAAUCAACGCCGGCUGACUCAGCUGUCCCGGGACCUGGAACACUAGGGUAUCCGGCCUGUCUUCUGCCUCACAUCUCUACUGAACUGCCGAACUCUGCCGUCUGCUCCAGAGCCUUUCAAUUGAGACACUACUGUACUUCACUAAAACACUACGGCCGUGCAUAGUGUGUACGAGCUUCUGAAACCAACUCUGCAUUCAGGAUAUUGCCAAAUGGAGCCUUGCAGACAGCACAGAAGUAGCCUAGGAGUUCCCAGUGGAAUCUAGGAGAUUAAAAUGGAGCUAAACUCAACAUGAAAACCUGCUUUGCAGAGUUGGGAGCCCCAAAGAUGACUGCUUCAGAAGACCAAGUGAGGUUCUGUAGCUCACAUGGCUGUCUCUGCUGGAAAGAAGCUGCCAUUAAUGUUGACUUCAUAGUGAUGUUUGUUGUCUUAUGGGCAGUGCAGCAUUUGUCUAGCCGGGUAAAGCCAUAUGUGUUUUCCAAUUCACUGCAGCUAGAGGACCAAGAAGCUUAUUUAUGUUUUACUUCCAGCUGCUUAGAUCAGUAAACAGAUCUUCUAAGAAAGUCUACAAAAAUACAAGAGUCUGACAAAAUACAAGAGAUCGAGCAUAGAUGCAGCAAGGCCAGAGGAGUACGAGAUGCAUUUUGUCCAACAGUGCCCAGUGCAAGAUUUUUUGGAUGCUGGUUUAGUCCAAACCCACGAGGGUUUAAAGUCCUGUUCUGCUUUAGCAUCGGAAGACCAUAACAAAGCACUCACAUACCCCAUUCACAAACUAGAGUGACAGAUUUCAUCAUAUACACAUCAUACACAUAUACAUUACAUCAACAUAUUUCAGUAGAAUCUGUAAUAGUUGUGGUCUAAAAAAAAGAUUCAGGGCAACACUUUGUACUAUUUCUGAGAGGUGUUUUAAGGUUUAAGAUCUUGUGAGAAUAGUCUUCUCUAUGAGAAAAUCCUGCUAGAUCCCAUAGAAGAGGAGAGAGUUAAGUGUUGCAUUUCCCAGGAAAUUCCUGGAUCCCAAAUGACAUCUGACUGACAUUUGACUUUUAGCUAUCUACAUUAAGAAAUAAGAGAACAAUGCACUUUUAAACGAGGUCAGUUUUUGUCUGAGUAAAGCCUCUCUCUCAAUGAAUUAUGUGUAUUAUAGACCGCAAAUAGAUUAAGAGCUCAAGAUUGAAUUUCCAGUUGCUAUUGUACUGUACAUUAUGAUGGAAGUGCCUAGAACUUAAGUCUUUAGAGUAAGUUAUUAUGGAGUUUUAAUGCUCAAGUCCUAUAUUUCUAUAGUGUUUUCAUUGGGCUUAAUUUACUGUAUUUGAGAAGAACUUAGUUAUGUGAAUGUUCAAGCACCAAAGAAAAAAAAGUGAGCAAGCUCUUGUCUAACUCACUUUUGCAUUGGGCCUAAUAAAGAAUUGUGUGCCUUCAGGGUAAGAGGCAUGUGGAAAAACUCCAAGCUCAAAGAGGAGCAGACACUAACACAGUAGUGUGUGCUUUUUUUUCCUUGCACAGAAGACUCAUUUUCAGGAUGUGAGUGUGGUAAAAACAUGCCAGGGUGUGGACACCUUCAGAAGA